AUGCCUAAGAUUGAUAUAAUCCUAUACCACGGUAGUCCGCUUAAGAAUGCCAAUGCGAACAAGGGAUUGCCAUUUGAAGGGCCGAGUAUAAAGACCUAUUAUACCCAAAUUGAUCGUAGGUUGAAAACCCUUGACGAAUUGAAGAAGAUUAUCAUGGAAGAGUUGUGUGAGAAUCUUGCUGUGCACAACAUACAAAUUACUUAUCGUAUGCCAAAUGAAAUCCUGAAGCACCGGAUAAAUUACAAGUAUAUGGCGAUAGAAACAGACAAACAUGUAAAGAUCAUGUUUGACAAGUUGGAGAGAAUACCUGAAGUUACGGUUCUGGAUGCUCAAUAUGAGUAUUCUACACAUGUAGAGGAUGAUGAUGUUCAUGCCGAUGGUGAUGUUCAUGUCGAUGGUGAUGAUGAUGAUGACGACGACGACGACUAUGUUGAUGAGACUACUGCCAUUAACAAUGAUGAUAACGAUGAUGACGACGACUAUGUUGAUGAGAAUAUUGCCAUUACCGGUGAGGAUUUUGAUGAUAGAGAUGAGUAUGAAGACAUGAUUGACAGAGGGGAUUUUGGGGACUUUAAGAGGGACAUUGAUGAUGAUGAGAUAUUGGACGAUAGUGAACCUUAUGCAGACAAUGUUAUUAGUUAA
Molecule: messenger RNA, 642 nt
Organism: Quercus lobata
Lineage: Eukaryota; Viridiplantae; Streptophyta; Magnoliopsida; Fagales; Fagaceae
Product: phosphopantothenoylcysteine decarboxylase subunit VHS3-like
Exons: 2
Coding region: 1-642 (213 amino acids)
Source: RefSeq, a predicted model, not a curated record